CACAGCCUACAGCCAGGAAAUUAUUGGUGUUUGAUAGUCGCAUAAACUAGCUAUUUCUGCUAUGCACAACUUUAUAUGUCAGCCAUCUUUCACACUUGGGCAAGGAGCGUUCAUGUAAAUCUUGGCAUUAAUUGCCUCGACCAAAUAUCUACUGAUCUAUACUAUAUUUAGUCUAGUUUCAUAUUCAUUACUCCAACAUCACGUGAUCAAAAGACACGGCAAACUUUCUUUCCACGACACGCCACACGUCAAAGUAUUUGGUGCCCAGGUGGUUGCGCAAUAUUUAUUGCAAUUGUACAAAACACAGUCUCUCCAUCGCCAUCGCUAUAUCAAUCAUCUCCAUCGCACGACAUUUAUUACGACUUUACGAGUACACCCACCCUGGCGGUGGUUACGUUCUUCACCUGUAGGUGUCCCAUCUUCAAUAUAUUACAACAACAGGCCGCUAUGGCUUCUCCGACGUUCGGCUGUACAGAGGUGCCCGUAGUUAUUAAAUGGGCGGACGCUGGACAAUACAGCUAUAUUGGCACACGAAUUCAAAAUCUACGAAUGAAUAUACACCUCGGCACACACGAAAGUCCCAAAUUGCUCUUUUGGUUCACAGUAACAAUUGGAGUUACAGCGAGCCCUGAAUCCUCUACGAUACGUACAAAGUUGCUCUACUUCGUUAUCCAAGCUAGUUUGCUUGGUUAUAAUGAGAAUGAUGAAUGUCUCUCAUUAGAGACUCCAAACUCUGAUUGUUCUCCCGACACUAGCGCUGCUAUACGAGAGGCUGGCAUAUGUUCCGACUAUGCCUCUGUUUCCCGAAUAUGCUUUCAGCUCCACAACCAUGGCACAGUGUUCAUGCCUCCUACUGAGAAGCAUGCCUUUACCCCUGCGUCGGAUAAUGUCUUACAACUAUUGUCUAGCAUGGAGUCCCUUUCCCAGGCCAAGCGAUUCUGGGUAUAUACAUCGCUUGAAGAUUCGCUUCUUACGAGUAUUUGGAAAAGGAUCGAUCGAAUACGCAAGGGAGCCUUUACAGGUGACUUUACGACUCAGAGUGUAUAUAAACGUGGUAUGGUAUGCGACAAAUGGACGAAUUUCAAUCAAUUUGUGAGACUGGAGAACCCGGCAAAACAUAAAAGCAAUUGUCAUGGUGUAAAGCAUAACUCCGAUGCUCUACCGCUAUAUACUAGUGAAUGUCAGGGUGCUGGAGUGGAACACACAGAUGAUGAUCGAAUAUACGAAUCUAGUAGAAUCUCUGGCAAACAUUCAUCUUCCCAUGAUCUCGAUCAACACCAUUCAGAUACCGAAUCCGAUGAAGAACUAUCUAUAGGGCGGAAACGCAAAUACAACAAGAUAUCUUCCGAUACCCUAGGUAACCUUAGGAACUUUAAUAGUGCUAGUAUACUUGAUUCUAAUAAAUCCUGCUUAGAUCGUCAGCGUUCCAGAGUUCGGUUCGCCAAACCUCGUAGCGAAGUUCCGGGCUAUCUUGAAAAGCAAUUGGCUGCCUUUAUACGUUGGGUGUUAGAGAUCGACUUACACUUGGAGAAGGAUUGUGAGCAGAUUUUCUCAGAUCUUGGCGGGGCAGUGUCUCGUGGAGACAUAACUAGGUUUAACGAAAUCAAGACAGACUGCAUGGCGAAUAUUUACAUUACAUAUGCUAAGAGAGGAUCUAAAUGGGUUUUAAGGAAUACUAUCUGAAAAGACAUUGCUACAACUCUAGUUUGAGCUAUAGUUAUAAUGUUUUCGAUGCGAACAAUAACACUUCGUCGCAAGAGAACUAUAAGAGCAAGAUACAAUUUAUUCUUAGAAUUUAUAACUAUAGAAUUGAGAGCCUAGUGUUUACAGAUAGACAGAGUCAACAAAAAGACCAUUGUUCUCCGUAAGGAGUGGCUGGCUUAGUGGUAAAGUGAUUGGUGCCCACUUCUGCUCAGAGCCAUAUCCCGAUCGAUAUCUGUCUUUUCGAAGUUUAAUCAUCUACAAAUUGUCACGGAUCGCACCCAAUCGCAGCUGCGAUCGCUCACGUGCGCGCUUGCACACGUGCACAAUCACAUGUACAUAGCUAGUAUAUAGAAGUACUCUACAAGCGCUUUACUCCCGAUUCUAUAA
Molecule: messenger RNA, 2091 nt
Organism: Botrytis sinoallii
Lineage: Eukaryota; Fungi; Ascomycota; Leotiomycetes; Helotiales; Sclerotiniaceae
Exons: 4
Coding region: 448-1683 (411 amino acids)
Source: RefSeq, a predicted model, not a curated record